UUCAGGGUGACGCAUAAAUAUCACAAGUGUACAUGUACCUUUUCCAUGCCGGUUGUGAUAUGUACUGCCUUGACGCUUCUGGACGCCUCGGCCAUGGUUCAUCAAGGCAACGUGAUGAUCUUCUAUUUCUAAGUCUAUCUCUUCAUCCAUGAUUAUAUAGAAGGAUGUCUCUUUUUAAUUGGUUGGAGAUAAGCAACCACUAAUUUGCAGAAAAUGGCUGAUGGUUGCGAUAAGAGUGAUGAGGCCUCAUAUGAUAUGUCACGGACACUACUGACAAAAGAUGCUGAGGAUGAGAAGGGGUUUAACGUGAUUCCUAAAAAUGAUGGAGGGAAGUGCUGCAGUUCACCUUCAUCUAUUCAUCCAAGUGAAAACAUGGGAAAGGAGCGACCUAAACAAGUUAAGUCAUUACACAUGUUCCCAGGAGAUGACUGUCGGGAUGAAAAUUGCCACGAGUUGCAUCAUGACGAUAAUGUAAGACUAAGAGGUGCAUGUACAUGCAUGGACAACUACCUACUGAAAACUUUGGAUGAAAUGGAAAAAAGGACUGAGAAGUUACGACAGACAGUCAAAGAGGCAGAGACAGAGAGAUUGCAUCUUCUUGAAUCACUCAACACGUUAAUGCAGAGCCAAGCUCUUGUUGCUGCUGGUGAAAGAGAUGAACUGGAGCUUUAUAUGGAUCGCCUUACCAAUAGACUUCUUACAGUUAACAUUUCAGUAGAGAUUUUCCGCACUCCCCCUCAAGAAGAAUCAUUUCAUCUUGUAAAGACCCUUCUGGGGAAACUUCAGAAAAACCUCAUGCAAGGAGAAACCGAUCCCAGCAUGACUCGCAGAUACCUGAACAGCUGCAUGGCAGAAGCAAGUGGGCCAGUAGAUGAUGCAUUUCAAGGAGCACUGUUGGGUUGUGCAGUAGAAGAUCAGAAAGAAAUUAGAAAGAUGCUCACAUUGAUGUGGGAGGCAAGGGGUGAUAUAGACAGACAGUUGGCUGUUCUUUCUCCAAUGAACUUGGCUUAGUUUGGAUUGAAAUGGUUUUGUUUUUGCACCUGAACUGCAAGAACACAAUGCAAGAUGCUAUAAAGUCAUUUUUUUUAGUAAGUUGGAAACCUGCCAACUCUCAAUAAUACAGUCAUUGAGAGUUGGUGGGUUCAAUAAUACAAUUAUUGAGGGUUGGUGGACCUUUAAUAAUACAAUUUUAGAAAAAAAUGAAAUGCAAAAGGGAUCAAUAUUAUUUUAUUUUAUUUCCUUUUGUGUUUUCCUCUUCUGACCCUAGGUAAAGUAAUUGUAGGGAGUUUAUUGGUCUUUAGAAUUUCAUUUUACUUUUUUUCCCUUUUUCUGUCAUGUUGUGUUCCAAAUUUUAAAAAAUGCUGGCCUCGUGCACAAUAGGCUGCCACUGUUUGAGUUGUGUGGUGAGUAGACUUCUCAGCUGUCCUUGAAGUUUGUGAUAUGAACUGUAUGUGGCACUGGCAGCCCUCACGGACAGACACUUCAUAGCACAGAGUUUUGAAUAAAGGGGGCUUGUUUCAUGAUUGUGCAUUCAUACCCUCAGAUAGUCUCCCUAUUCAACAACGUGCAACUUAACCGUGUAUUAACAUUUGAUAAUGCCCUCCAGGAAGUGAUAAUGCCCUCUGUGUAAAUCACUCACUGGAGCCUGGAGACGAGACAGUUUAGUUGAUUCUGAUUGGUCAAGAGUCUGUGUGCAUGUGGAUUGCCACGCACGUGCCAACUGGACAAGGAAUACACCGCUGUCCACAAAAGUCCCCCUUUUCUCCAAGAGGGGAAAACACUAAGUGUGGCAUACAUACGUUGUACAUUGAGGUAUGGUCAUCUACUCAAAAUUUCUUAUGUUGGGUUAGAUGGUGUGUGGACUGGCACAUCUGCACACUUUCUCCAGCAUUUGAAUUAAACUCUGAAUUUGAAAAUGGCUGUAUGUACAUGUAUGUUACAUGUAAGUAUUCGUGUUACCCAGUAUUCAGAACCCACAGUUUGUUCAUUCCACAAAUACUAAUGUAUGUACGUGUACGAGACAAGAUACCUCUCCCGUGAAACAUACUUGUAUGGUUAAUCCACUACCCCUGGGAACUCAUGUACAUGUAUACACAUAGGUAGUAAUCUUGACCAUUUAAUCCUACGAAGGAAAAUUUCUGUUGGGUUUCCAUAAAUAAAUUUCAUUUAACCACUGACCUGAAAAAACUGGUGUGUUCAGGAUGUGAUGAGGGUACAAAAUGUACAUGCUUUCAUAAAUCACUGCGCAAGCCAUAUUGGUUUGAUGAUUUUAUGGAACGAGAUGGAAGAACAGAAGAGUGAAGAAAGACUACAGUAGUUAAGUGUGUAGGAUUUGUUCCAAAGUGUGUGCUAAAUGGCAGAGUUGGAUGAGGUUUUGCAUACCUCCUGACAAACCCCAUGCAGUCAUUUUGUGUUAAAUAUACAUGUACAGUACAUGUACAUCUAUGUAAUUUUACACAUUGUACACUUUGAUCCACUUACAAUGUACUUGAUAUUGGAGUAAUUAUGAACACACUGGUUACAUGUACAUCUCAGUUGAAUGUUUUUUCCCCAAAUCAUUUAUUCCUUGCAAAAUGCCCCAUUGUGAUGAGAGGUUUCAGUAGCCAUGGGAUAAACAUGAAGUUGAUUCAGUUAAAUUUAUUUUGAUUAAGUUUAAUAGUACAUGUAAUUCAACUGUCUACUGUCCGUGAAAUCUCUCUUGUAAAGGUUUACAAAACCAGAAGUACUUGGCUUAUUUCUCCCAGGGUUUGCAGUCAACUCACUACAUUUUUUUUAUAUGAAUCACCCAAAAUUAUUAAAUGAUUACAGGAGGACUUGCUAGUUUAAUUAUUUGAAUAUCACAGCAAGAAAUACAUGUACAGUGCUUUUUCAUAUCAACGCAGUACAGUCUAUCAAUAUGCGCGUUUCACAGUAUUGCGCCUCCAAGAGUUUGCAAUGCGUUGGCCAAUCAUAAUGCGUGAAAUCUGUCGACCCGAUGCGCCUUUGGAAAGGGUCAAAGAUUUUGUACAUUGUGAUUGGCCAGUGCAUUACAAACUCUUGAAGGCACCUACACUAUGAAUUGCACAUAUUGAUAUACAUGUACAUGUGUGUACAACAAAAACUAACUGACUGGAAGUUGUUUCACAAACGAAACAUUACAAAAGCAAAACAUAUUAAACAAAAUAAAUGGAAGUUGGUUAGUUGUGAAUACUUUGAUCUAUAACUCUUUAUAAGAAAAAUCUAGGUACACUGUAUGUAUGUGUAGCUACAUGUAUGUACAUGCAAACUUUCGGUACAUGGAAAGUACCAGUAACAAUGCACUAUAAUGAAUAUUUAUAUCACAAAAAGUAACGUACUCUGCAUAGCUCUUUUGACCUUUUUGUUGAUCUAUUUAAGACUGGAGCUACAUUUUUGUAAACACCGUGAAAAACUUCAAAUGAUUUGUACACAUUUUAAUGUGAGCUUCCCCUGACAUCAGGAAGCAAUCCAUGGGACAAUGUACAUGUUUUCAGCAAAUACACAUUCCUCAGAUGGCACUGUUUUGCCCGAUUAAAAGUGUCUGCUUCCACCAAAGCAAUGGGUGAUGAUCAAGGUAAUUAGAGUCAUGAGUGCGCAGCUAGCAACUUCCAUUUAGUAUGGGUAUAUCUUUUUAUUUAUGUAAAUAUUUUUGUUUUCCCACUUCAUUGACGCAAGAUCUCUGAUUACCCAUACAUGUACUUGCUAUUCAAACAAAUAAAUACAGGCGUGAUACAUGUACAUGUAAUUUAUCUAAAUCGGUUCACCAUAAAAAUUGGUGCCUGCACAUGGUCUUUUUAUUUGGACGGUGUAAAAUGUUAAAAUUGAAUGUAUAAAUUGAAACCAUGUGCAGUGUGUGGCUCCUUUUUAAUAUUAGACCUGUGAAUAUGUUUACUUGUAUACUGAAAAAAAAAAUCAGGAAAAAAUCCAUCUAAAGCAGUACUUUCAAUAACAUUUUAAAUGAUUCUUUUUAGGUUAUGUGAUCCAUGACCCAAAUUGCCAGCCCCAUGUUUGUGUUGGUUCCAUUAAGUACUUAACGUGGAGUUCAAUAUUGCCAUUAGGAGUUUUUAAUUUACAAGAUAUUCUUAUAUUUUGAGGAUUUUGUCAAGAAUACUUCACUUUUACAGAUUCUUUACUGUCCAGUUAUGAAUUUAUUUUGAGGUGUGACACUAAAACAUUAAAUAUCAAUACUCUUUGUUUUGUGACUAGUUUUAGCAGUCAGCUUGGUACUCAGGAACAGAUGUAGAUGCACUUCAACAGUCUUUACUCUUUGGCAUAAAAUGCAUUGAUGGUAACAUGUUUAAAAAUGUCAGCUCUACGCCAAUUAAAAAACAGCAAACAGAGGCGUAUUCAGGUUUUGCAUGGAGGGGGAUAAUACAGUACUUUUUUCAAUUGCAAGGAAACCCUCAACCACCCCCAGGUGGUAAGUUUCCAAAAUGCUUAAAACUUAAUGAAUGGAAAACAUGCUUUCCACUGGAUAUGGUACAGUACACAUACAUGUAGAUGCCAGUCCACUGUAGUUACACAUUCGAUCAUUCAGCCUGAUAACGAUGAAUUGAAGAUAAAGAAAUUUUAAAUAUCAGCAAAGACAUUAAAAUGUCUAAUUCAGCAUUUUUUAUAAGUUGGUGCACAGAUUUUUUUGACGGCAAAUUUUAAAGGACAAAUAAAGACGAAACAAAAUUAUUGUCUAUGGUCUCAUGAAAAAAAAAGCGUCAAGUCAGAGAGGAGAAUACAAAAACUACCCCCCCCCCAAAAAAAAAA
Acanthaster planci (crown-of-thorns starfish) is the source of this 4755-nucleotide messenger RNA. RefSeq names its product BAG cochaperone 2 (gene bag2). The record is from RefSeq and is a predicted model, not a curated record. Gene Ontology annotation, biological process: protein stabilization. Gene Ontology annotation, molecular function: adenyl-nucleotide exchange factor activity; protein-folding chaperone binding. Lineage: Eukaryota; Metazoa; Echinodermata; Asteroidea; Valvatida; Acanthasteridae.